Messenger RNA from Postia placenta MAD-698-R-SB12, 300 nucleotides. RefSeq lists its product as hypothetical. The annotation marks the transcript as partial. The transcript is spliced from 2 exons. Gene Ontology annotation, molecular function: protein binding. The record is from RefSeq and is a predicted model, not a curated record. Lineage: Eukaryota; Fungi; Basidiomycota; Agaricomycetes; Polyporales; Adustoporiaceae.
CUGACCACCUCGGUGAUGUCCCAGAUUCUGACCCAUCUCGACCCUCGCGACCUGCUCAACCUAGCGAGGACGAGCAGAGAUUUUCGGGACCUUCUAAUGAGGCGCAGUUCUGCUCUGAGUUGGAAGAUAGCUCGGCAGAACGUGGAGGGCCUUCCUGCAUGCCCGCCGUUUCUGUCUGAACCGGCGUAUGCGAACCUGGUCUUCUUCAAGUAUUGUCACAACUGUCUGAAACCGACUCAGAGUGCCGUUCUCUGGGAGUUUCUUGUCCGCUAUUGCACUUCAUGCAAGAAUUCUCAGUGA